This is a messenger RNA of Scleropages formosus (Asian bonytongue), 4696 nucleotides long. RefSeq names its product transmembrane and coiled-coil domain family 1a (gene tmcc1a). The transcript is spliced from 6 exons. Bases 296 to 2254 code for a protein of 652 amino acids. NCBI's taxonomy places the organism in Eukaryota, Metazoa, Chordata, Actinopteri, Osteoglossiformes, Osteoglossidae. Gene Ontology annotation, cellular component: endomembrane system. The record is from RefSeq and is a predicted model, not a curated record.
GUCACAGUGGGAGUGUUCCAUCAGGAGACAUGACCCGUCUUCAGCGCGGUGAGCAGCGGUCCUGUGGUUGCUUGCACUGAGUCGAGGCAGCCUGAGAGGGCUGAUGACGAGCAUGACUUUGAGCCAGUCUGCAGACGCACGCGCCCUCACACGCACGAACUGAGUGACAGCGCUCGGCUUUGACACGCCUCAUAGAGGGUGUUCCCAUAACACUGCCCCCCAUCCCAUCCUCACCACCCUCCCCUUCCGCAGCCCAUGCGAGACUGUCUUCCAAAGUACCUUGGGGCACUCCCAGAUGGAUCACAGUAGCAAUGAGCAGAACCAUGAGGAGCUGGACCCGGGAGGCAGAGGAGCGCCGCAGAGCCGCAGGGCCUCCGAGCCAGAACACGGUCUGUCAAAAAUGACCCACAGUGCCUUGGAGAACAUGGGUGCGCUGGGGCAGGGCCUGAGGCAGCUCUUCCAGCACCAGCGGAGGCGCUCGUCAGUCUCACCCCAUGGCACAGCCCUCAGCUCCGCCUCCUUUGCAAGUGGCCCCGCCCCCGAGUCCCAAGAGGCGGGGCCCCUCCCUGUGGAUCCACCCACGGUCCUCCUUGACACUGACCCCUCCACUUCCACCCACCCCGCAGCUCUGAACCGGGUGCUGCAGCAGAUCCGAGGCGCCCCCACAAUGAAGCGAGGGACCAGCCUGCAGAGCCGCCGCAGCAAGGCAACCGGGGACCCCCCAAAGGGCAGUCCCCAGAUCCACCGGCGGAGCACCCAGGAGGCCCUGCUGCUGGCAGGCCGCCCACGCUCCUCGUCCACCACCGACACGCCCAGCAGCCCCAGCCUGGCCGAGGUACCGCAGAUGGGCGUGCACCCCAGCACAGAUGAGCCAGAGCGGAUCGAGCGACUUGAGGUCAGUGGCCUGGCACAGACGCCAAAUGCGGUCGCUUGCAGUACCGAUGGCGCCUACCCCGUGGAGGACAGCACCCCGGACCCCCAGCGAACCAAACAGGCCAUCACCCAGCUGCAGCAGAAGAUCCUCAAGCUGACAGAGCAGAUAAAGAUUGAGCAAACGGCGCGCGACGACAACGUGGCCGAGUAUCUGAAGCUGGCCAACAAUGCCGACAAGCAGCAAAGCGCUCGCAUCAAGCAGGUGUUCGAAAAGAAGAAUCAGAAGUCGGCACAGACCAUCCAGCAACUGCAGAGGAAGUUGGAGCACUACCACCGCAAGCUGAGGGAGGUGGAGCAAAAUGGCAUCCCGCGACAGCCCAAGGAUGUUCUCCGGGACAUGCACCAGGGUCUCAAGGACGUCGGAGCGAAGGUGACGGGCUUCAGCGAAGGCGUGGUGGACAGUGUGAAAGGUGGCCUCUCCAGCUUCUCCCAGGCCACGCACUCUGCUGCGGGGGCCGUGGUGUCUAAGCCCAGAGAAAUCGCCUCGCUCAUCCGCAACAAGUUCGGCAGCGCGGACAACAUCCCCGGGCUCAAAGACUCCUUGGACGAGACCCAGGGCGAGGAGGGCGCCAGGCCCCUCGGCAGCCAGCUGCAGUCCAGCCCCAAGUUUGGCAGUGAAGAUGACUGCUCGAGCGCCACCUCUGGCUCCGCAGGGGCCAACAGCAUGACUGGAGCCCCAGGGGGCCCCCCCAGCUCCAAGACCAACACUCUGGACAACAUGCAGAGCUCAGGCUUUGAUGCACUUUUGCACGAGAUCCAGGAGAUCCGUGACGUGCAGACUCGGCUGGAGGAGUCCUUUGAGAACCUCAAAACUCACUACCAGAGAGAUUACACUUUAAUCAUUCAGGCCCUGCAGGAGGAGCGCUUCAGGUGUGAGCGCCUGGAGGAGCAGUUGAAUGACCUGACGGAGCUGCACCAGAAUGAGAUCAUGAAUCUGAAGCAGGAGCUGGCCAGCAUGGAGGAGAAGAUCGCCUACCAGUCGUACGAACGGGCUCGGGACACCCAGGAGGCGCUGGAGGCCUGCCAGACACGCAUCUCCAAGAUGGAGCUGCAGCAGCAGCAGCAGCAGGUGGUGCAGCUGGAGGGCUUGGAGAACGCGACGGCGCGCACCCUGCUGGGAAAGCUCAUCAACGUGCUGUUGGCCGUCAUGGCCGUACUGCUGGUGUUCGUCUCCACGGUGGCCAACUGCGUGGUCCCCCUCAUGAAGACACGCAACCGAACUUUCAGCACGUUCUUCCUGGUUAUCGUGCUCGCUUUCCUCUGGAAGAACUGGGAGGCCAUCUCGGAGUACAUGGACCGCUUCCUGCAGCCCCCCAGAUGACCGCCCCGCCACCCUGACACUGGGAUGUGGAGGGCAGGGGAGGUUAGGUUUCGAACCGCACGGCCACCGACGCAGUCUUUUUGACAGCUGAAGGAAGUGGACACGGUGCAGAGGGACAGGCAUGUCUCUGGCAAAGAGACAAGAGAGGAGAACGAUGUAGAGAGGAUUUUUUUUUUUUCCCUUUUCUAAGAAAGGAGUGGAUUUGUUUACAUUUUCAAUUCCCCCCCCCCUCGCUGAACAUCUUGUAACAUGGUUCUUUUAUUUUUAGAAGUUAUGUUUUAUUAUUCUUGUUCUGGGUGGUGUUGUUGUUAUUUUAUUAUAUUUUAAUUUUGUUGCAUUACAUGUAGCAUUAAGCUGUUUGUUCCACAGAGAUGUGCACGUGGGGCACGAGAGCCCUGUGCUCUGCAUCACUGCACCUCCCUGGGCUGCUCUUCCAUGGCCCCCGCGUGUUUCUGCUCUAGGUGGGAUGUGCAUGUUGCCCUGACAACGGGUGUCAACAGCAAUUGGCCCGUUGCUACAGAAAAAAUAAGCACAUUCCGCUGUUUUUUAAAACAUUUUUUCCUGCUACCAUUGGGCAUGGAUCUGAGUGGCUGUGAUUGAAGGAUGAUGUAUGAAAGCAGUGGGUGAUGGAAUGAAAUGCCUGAAAUUGAGACUGAUUUUUUUUGGACAAACCCACCUCAAGAGCGUUUCUGACGAACGCCUUCCAGUUUGUACAGGGACAGAUUUCCUUUCAAGACUCCGCUCUAUUUUCCCAUGGGCAAAAAAGACGGAAAAAGACAAACUGAUGAACAUACUUGAAGAGCAGAAAGCUCAAAGACUCAGUGCUUCCGGACUGUUUUAGUAACCGUGAAAUAGUUGUUUUAUUCUUUUUUUUUUAAGAAAAAAAUUUUAAAUUAAAAAUAAGUGAAUAAUUUAUAGUGUGAAAGACCAUCUUUAGGGGGCGAGAAGGAGGAAGUAAGCUGCCUGUUUAUGCCCGGGCCAUCAGAAAGAGGCUGCUUCUCACCUCGAUUUCAGGGGGAUAAUCCUGCACAAGGUCUGGGUGCAGCCUUUUCCCUCCGUUGCCAUGGGGACUGCUGUCCCCUACAGUCUUUGCUGCCUGUCACCGCGGCGUGCUGCUCCAGACCCCACCAGUCCACCCUUGACCGCUGAUGUCAGUCAUCAUUUCCCAGCCAUCGAAAACGAUGGUUCAUGUGAAGGAUUUGAAAAGGCCCAGUAGGGGCUCAGAGCUGCUGAUGUACUGGCACAGCGAAGAGAGAACGUGCACUGGUGUGGUUCUGUGGCUGAGAUAGCACUGCAUUGUCAUAACUUAGGUUGUGGGAGAUGAGUGGGGCGGAACUUUUUUUUUUUAAAAGUUGAAUUGGCUGUGACCCGUUCGCAUUCUGUGGCUGUAAAGUUGCCUGGGACGCGAGCGCCAGUGAUUCUCGACAGACGUGGGCCGUUAUGCGCUCCGCCUGCAUCUCUGCGCUCCAUCAUCCAUGUGGGUCCGUGUCUGACGACAGGAUGGAUGCCAAGCGCUGCCCCAGUAGGGGACACGUUUCCACGUGCACUUGACUAGCAUGUGCAGAGCAGUCACUGCGGUCGCAUGUAACAACCAGCAGAUCACACCAAAGGCUAGCAGUGGCUCAGAGAGUUACUGACUCCCUGUUUCAUUUUCUACGCCAAAAGUUGCACAUGGGAAGGUUCCGCCCCGAGUGCUGGCAAUAUUGCUCAGCAGCGGCCAACGUGAUGUGAUUAUUAGCGGUUUAUUCAUGACUCAUUUUGACGAAGAAACCUCAUUGUCUACAAGACUAACCACAACAGGUAAAAAGCUCAGCAGAUGCAGUUGUACCGUCUCCCGGGAGACAGCGCUGGUCGGGGACAGCUGGAUGGGCCCCCCUUGACAGCUUCCUGCCCCCACCCUUCCUUUUUUGUACUAAACAAACAGAGCAAGUCCAUCCCCUGCCACCAUCACGCCUGGAGUGACCCUCCAUGACCUCCUCUCGACCUUGCGGUGUGGACAUGACCUGAGCUUUGUCCUGCGUUGUUGGGAGGGGACACCUUUUUUGUCCAGGUCAGACAGCUGCUGCCUCAUUAAGAGUGGCAGAAAAACAGAUUUUAAAAGAUGAUAUAAAAGCUAACGUAUUAAAUUCUUUGCUUUUAAGGAUCUUUUAUGCCAACCCCUUUUAACCAUUUAACUGACCUGCUCAGAGGAGUUUGAAUCCUCCCUCCGACCUGUGAAAUGAAUGCCAAACGCAGUUCCGUUUCCAUGCCAACGCUGCCCUUUCUGGUGGUCCAGGUGAACGGACUCUUUGAGCAACGUGCAUUUGACCGCACCGUUGCCCCAGUGUGUCGGACUGGGGGUGGGUGGGGAAGUUGGGGGACAUUCAGUGCCUUUUGUUCUGUCUUUUCUAAUUGUGUGAAUAAUAAAGUGAAGCAUUCCUGAUUUAUGUUGAGACAGUAUCU